AUGAAGGAUUUUCCAUGGAUUCAGAAACGGUCACAAGAUGCAGUGGAAAUUUCUUGUGGAAGUGACAACGCCGAAUUGGAAGAAAAUGUACGCAUUCAAGCCGAAACAUGGUACUCUACGUCUUUGGCGAAUUUCAACCGGGCACAGAAGUGUCGUACACCACCUCCAAGUCAAAGUGCUGCAUCAACGCCUGUGUGUGCUUCUAUACGCUUACCGGAGAUGGAGCUACCAACCUUUUCCGGUGAUUCUACAGAGUGGGUUGGCUUUUAUGAUGCGUUCUGUUCAUUAGUAGACGCCAACGCUACACUGUCGGACGGACAGAAGUUGCAUUACCUGCGUAGCUGUUUAAAAGGUGAAGCAUUGAAGAUCAUCAGUGGUUUCCAGAUUUGCGACGCAAACUACAAGGAGGCGUGGGACUUGUUGAAGUCCCGCUUCAAGAUCAUGCGAGUCAUUGUUGAGGCGCACUUCAGAGCAAUGGCCGACAUUCGCAAAGCCGCAAGUGAUACUGCCGGCGCUAUCAAAGGCGUUCUCGACGCAUAUCAGCAGCAUAUUCGUGAACUGAAGGCUUUACGUCGCACCGUCGAGUUCUGGGACGAUUGGCUGGUGCACGAGGUGGUAAAUAAAUUAGCGUUCGAGACAAGGAAGCAGUGGGAGCUGUCACUCGUCAGUGAUGAGCCCCCCACUUUCGACCAACUAUCAGCGUUCCACGAAGUAAGGUGUCAAUCGCUAUCGAUGCUUUCGACAGCAACCGGUUCAGCAACACCAGGUAAGCCGACUUCAGCAAGCACAGCAAGCAAGUCUGCCAAGGUUUUCCACGCCUUGCCGGAGAACAACAGUGCGAGCUGCUCCUACUGCAAGGGUGCUUUAUGCUUGCGAUAA
Messenger RNA from Rhagoletis zephyria (snowberry fruit fly), 879 nucleotides. RefSeq lists its product as uncharacterized. The record is from RefSeq and is a predicted model, not a curated record. NCBI's taxonomy places the organism in Eukaryota, Metazoa, Arthropoda, Insecta, Diptera, Tephritidae.